Diaporthe batatas is the source of this 690-nucleotide messenger RNA. RefSeq lists its product as uncharacterized. Lineage: Eukaryota; Fungi; Ascomycota; Sordariomycetes; Diaporthales; Diaporthaceae. The transcript has a single exon. The record is from RefSeq and is a predicted model, not a curated record. The coding region runs from base 1 to 690 and encodes 229 amino acids.
AUGGAGACCUUGGCCAAGAACUCAUUGCCUCCUACCAUGACCCCUGACGGCAAACACGCGUCCGGCCUCAAGUCUGAUGGUCUCAUCUUGUACAAGUAUAGUGAUUCACAGUCGCUGUACCAGCUGCCAGAGAUCUCUGACGACACAAAGUUCGGUAAUGCGCCCAGUCUCUGGGACCAGGUGACCCGUUUCGUGGCAUACUUAUAUGCCAAGCACAUCCGGGCACCUAGCCACACAGCGUGGUGUCGUGACCCGGCGCGACUACUGCCCGGCGCCACACGAAUGAUCCUUUUUGAUAACGACGGGUGGCUACUGACGCGCCUAUCACCGUACCCGACACCCCACGGAAACCUGAUCCUUGCCGCUACUUCUAUCGCUGAGAUUUAUACGCAGUGGAGGAGACGGCAUGUUGCACUUUCGGCCUAUCACGUGCUUGCCGCUGGCCAAGAGAAGAGUCCUUCCGGACGGGUCCGUGUCGCACCAGGCGACCAUCUCGUUUCCGUUUUCGAGGACCAAGAUCAAGAUUUGUUCGUGGUAAUGGAGAUGGACAGCGACGGUGAGAUCAUGUUUUACCAUGAGUGUUUGCACUGCCAGGAUUUUGCCUGCAAAAGCUGCAUUGAGGUCUUGGACAAUGUGGUGGCCUUCGGUCAAAGACACACACAGGUGGAUAGGCAUGUGCCGAUGAAAUGA